This is a messenger RNA of Phyllostomus discolor (pale spear-nosed bat), 2651 nucleotides long. Its product is annotated as gap junction gamma-3 protein-like. The coding region runs from base 1345 to 2136 and encodes 263 amino acids. The transcript is spliced from 2 exons. Gene Ontology annotation, biological process: cell communication. Gene Ontology annotation, cellular component: connexin complex. The record is from RefSeq and is a predicted model, not a curated record. Lineage: Eukaryota; Metazoa; Chordata; Mammalia; Chiroptera; Phyllostomidae.
UAUCAUAAUUGGAAAGCUGAUACAGGACAAAUUAACAUGUUUCAUUUGCUGCCAUAUUAACUUAGAAAUUCAGGUUAUUACUACUAGAGUUAAAGGGGGAAAACCUAAGCAAGUUCAUAGUCUAAGAGGAAGUAAGGAUGGUCUGAGUAAGAGGAAAGGUAAUUUAGGGAUCAAAUCCUUAAGAAGCCAGAAAGGAGAUACCCACGGGCACAGAUUUGGAAGGGAGAGUAGCCUUGGACACAUGUAGGGCCACUUCUUUCCUAAGAUGCUAUAAAAGGAAGUGACUAUGAAGAUAAGAGAAGCAGUGGCUAUGAGGAUUCACCUCACAGAGUCCCUAGUUUCUCUGUAGAAUAAGAGGUUUGUGUGGUCUUGGAAGAGUGAGGGGAGCCAGGUGUGUAAGAGUUUGGGUUUAAUGGUGAUGAUUAGAAAAAGCGACUGGGCACUGAGGAAGACUGCUUGCUAAUUGGAACAAAGAUAAAGAUGACAAACUGGGCUGUUAGCAUGAUGAUAUUUCUCCAGAGAAUUGAGGAGUUGCUGAAAUCUGUUCACCUCUCACUGUGAAGGAGAUAUGAGCCCUAGGAAUAAUGGCAAAGGAGAAUCAAAUUUUAAUUUUUUUUCCAGUCAAUUCUGGCUUUGACCAAAGCCCAUUACAUUUAACUAGUAGAUUCUGCUGUGUUUUCUUUAAAAAAGUUCUCCUUUUCCUAGGCUAAAGAACAUUAGACUAAAUCAAGCCUUGAGACUUAUUCUCUUCACUCGUUCUCCAGGGAGCCCCCUAACCUAACCACAUCUCAGUUUUACUUUGUGGUAGGAGCAGAGGCCAGCCCAACACACCUGUGAGCAUCUAAGGGCAAUGACCCAGAGAAAAGCAGAAAGCAAGAGAAUGCACUUUUUCCCCAAGGUCAGCAAUGAUUUUGUUCAGAUGGUGAUGACAAUAGCAUCAGAACUGGCAGACAUCACCUGGAGAAGUAUUAGUUUUCAGAGGACGCUGGUCUCUUACUUUUCGGCCUAUUUAGAAUGAGAGGGAAGGAGGGAAAGAGAUGUGAGACAGACCCUGGUCUCUACCCAACACUGACAGUUGGUCUCCACUGCAGCAGGGAACAGAGGACAGAAGAGAGAGCCACACCCACAGUCACUAUUAUUCACUAUUAUUAUUUUACAAAGAUGACUCAGUAUACACAUAGGUGCAAUCAGAGCUUUGAUAUUUGAUCAACCAGAUCCUUGGAAAAAAGCAAGAAAACUUGUUACCCAUCUUUGAAGUCGGAGUGAAAAGGUGGCCUAUAGCUCCUCCUAAAGGAGAGUGAGCAACACAUCUACACUCAUCAUUGUCCUGUGCUCCAUAACAGGAUGUGUGGCAGGUUCCUGAGGCGCCUGGUGGCUGAGGAGAGCUGGCACUCCACCCCCGUGGGGCGCCUCCUUCUUCCCGUGCUCCUGGGGUUCCGCCUUGUGCUGCUGGCUGCCAGUGGGACCGGGGUCUAUGGCGAUGAGCAGAGCGAAUUCGUGUGUCACACCCAGCAGCCAGGCUGCAAGGCUGCCUGCUACGAUGCCUUCCACCCCCUCUCCCCACUGCGCUUCUGGGCCUUCCAGGUCAUCUUGGUGGCUGUGCCCAGUGCCCUCUACAUGGGUUUCACCGUGUAUCAUGGCAUCUGGCAUUGGGAAGACUCGGGAAAGGUGAAGAAGGAAGAGGAGACCCUGACCCAACAAGGACAGGGCAGCACAGAUGCCUCAGGGGCUGAAAGGCCCAGGCUGCUCUGGGCCUAUGUGGCACAGCUGGGGGUGCGACUGGUCUUUGAGGGGGCAGCCUUGGGGGGGCAGUACCAUCUGUAUGGGUUCAAGAUGCCCAGCUCCUUCGCAUGUCGUCGAGAGCCUUGCCUUGGCAGUAUAACCUGUAAUCUGUCCCGCCCCACUGAGAAGACCAUUUUCCUAAAGACCAUGUUUGGGGUCAGUGGGCUCUGUCUCUUCUUUACUCUUUUGGAGCUUGUGCUUUUGGGCCUGGGGAGAUGGUGGCAGACCUGGAAGCAAAAAUCUUCCUCUUCUGACUGCUUCCCAACUUCAGAGAGCACCAGGAAACACAAGGAACCAAACGAUAACUUCCCAGUGGUGGAAUCAAAAGACCAGUUCCGAACAGCAGAGUUAUAAAGACACCUGGCUCAACUCUGAAGGAAACCCUAAGACUGGAUCUUCUCCCCAGCACCUAGUGAGUGGGGAUUAACCUCUGUGACAAGUUAGAGGCUGUUGAAGCAUCUCUAAGGGCCAUGGUGGGCCAUGCUGCUUAAAGCAUUUCCCUGAAGAACUACUGCUUGUGCCUUCUCACCAGAAUUCUCUGGUGCCAGCAUCACAAUUUUUAUGGACUUUGUUCCAGCGUCAGCCAGCAGAAACCUCCACAAAACCAUGCUUUCCUUUGUCCAGUGCAAUAAAGAUUGAUUCCCGUUGGUGGUAUUCUUGUUGCUAAAGACAAUCUCCUUCCUGGCUCAGUGACUCUACUUAUCUCUCUCCUGUUUUUCCACACUCUCUACUCCCGCAAAUUCGAAGUCCUGUAACCCUGAAUACCCAGUCUUGCUGUAUAUGUCUUAUCCAGAAACUCUUCCAAGCAUAUAUAAUGCAAUGUCCAGCAUCUAUAUAUAGAUUAGAUUUACCCAAACACUCGGCCACAA